AACAGUGCAUCAAGACAAUGGACGUCACGUCAAACGUCAUUUAAACCAUUUUUGAAGUUUUCCAUCCAAUUUUUCAAUUUCAUCAAAAAAUUUUUUUGUGUGAAUAUAUUGUGUGAUGGUGAUUUAAUUGCUCCUCCUGAAGAAAAAAUCUAUUUAAAAUUAUCAUUCUUUUUAAAAUUAUAAAUAUUUGCCAUGGCCGAUUCGACAACAACAAAUUCAGCCCCACCGCAACAAGGGGGCCCCAAUUUUAAUGCCCUAAAGGAGCACUUUAUAGCCCAUAAAAUAGACUGCGGUCUUUGGGCGAUUCGCCUGCUAGUUUUCCUGUUUUCCUUUGGAUAUUUUAUCCCAAUUUUCGGACAAGCUCAAAGUGCGUACUACAAAGUCCUUAUAGCCAAUGCAGCCAUCAGUGCCUUGAGGUUGCAUCAGAGACUGGGAAGGGUGCAACUUUCCAGGCAAUUUUUAGCGGAACUGAUUCAAGAGGACAGCGCCCACUACUUGUUUUAUUCUUUGAUUUUCCUUUAUGUAGCACCUGCCACAUUGGUUCUUAUUCCAGUGCUACUUUUCGCAAUUCUCCAUGCUUCAAGUUAUUCUCUGACACUUUUAGAUACUUUAGGGCAAAAUUCCUGGUGGGGCUGCAGACUGUUAAUUUCAUUCGUCGAAUUCCAGUCGCUCAACAUUCUCAGACUGGUCUCUUUAAGUGAAAUCAUUUUAAUGCCCUACACUGUUAUUAUGGCCCUUUCGGGUAAAGCAGGACUUUUGACACCAUUCAUCUACUAUAACUUCCUGUCUCAAAGAUACGCAUCGAGGAGAAAUCCCUAUACGAGAAACAUGUUCCGUGAACUCAGAGUGAUGUUUGAAAAUUUGGCAAAGAAACCCAGAACGCCUGAAAUCAUUAGAACGGCUAUUUUAGGCAUUGUGGCUUUUGUGUGUAAACUUUCUCCGCAAACUGUGCAAGCCACACCUCAGCAGCAACAGUAAAAAUUCGAAUUUAUUUUAGUUAGAGGUUUUGGUAUUUUUAUCAAUAAACUCUCGAGUGUCUACACUAUUUUUUUAAUAUUAUUUUUAAGUUAAGGUGGUUGUUUAGAUUUUUUAUAAGUGUUUUGAUGUAGUUUAAACAAAGUGUGGGCAUGGUAAUUUGUAUAUAAAUAUAUAAUAAAAUAGAAAUUUGUUUUAAUAUUAUAAUAUUUAUAUGUGCACUUUAUUGUCAUUCCAUUGUGUAUUAUUUUUUUUUUUUGUAGUUUUUAAGUUUUUUAACAAAAUUUAAUAUACUAUUGUUUAAUCAAAAAUGCUUUAUCUAUUAAUUAAUUUUUAUUUUAUAAAAUAAAUAUUGUUUUGCAACAUUGCAACAACAAAAACAGUAUUUAACAACAAAUAAUUGGUAUUCUGUUUAUUAAAACUACAAGUUUAAUUUAUCACUUGUAAACACAUACAAUUUUUUUUACAGUCAACACAGGCAUUCUUGAUAAUAUUUUUAAAUAAAUAAAAUAAAUAAAAAUAGUAACAUUGGUUUAUAAUUUUCUUUUAAUAAGUCAGUCGUUAGGUUAAAAUGUCUUUGAAAAUAACUGCAGUUACUUUCCAAAACAUUUCAUUUCCUCACAUUUGUUCAUAAAUACAGGCAUUCCAUUUACGAAAUAAAAUAAUCUUAAUAAACUUCAUUACAUUCUAAAUAACCCAUUUCGCAAUUGUCACCAGAUCUGCCUCGUCUGCCUGCCUCGUAAAGCAUAUCGAAGGUGGUUUGUGUAGUUGAUUUGUCCAAAACAAAACUGGC
This is a messenger RNA of Ceutorhynchus assimilis (cabbage seed weevil), 1768 nucleotides long. Lineage: Eukaryota; Metazoa; Arthropoda; Insecta; Coleoptera; Curculionidae. The record is from the annotation of a GenBank genome assembly.